Eruca vesicaria subsp. sativa (arugula) is the source of this 1650-nucleotide messenger RNA. NCBI's taxonomy places the organism in Eukaryota, Viridiplantae, Streptophyta, Magnoliopsida, Brassicales, Brassicaceae. The record is from the annotation of a GenBank genome assembly.
AUGAAGAAAGGUUUGGGAGAAGCUACAUCUGUGUACAAAAGUGAUGAUGAUAAGACUUUGAGUGCAAGGCUUAAAGUGAAUUUGAUUCAGUUUACCAAACAGCAGUUUCCAGUACAAAGUAGCAACGUUCACAUGACGUCCUCCUUGACGGUUCAGAUAAAGACCAGUGUGGGUGCAUCAAGUAGCAAGUCUGUUCAUAAUAAUAUCAAACGCAAUGGUUUAAAACCUAAGAUUGAAGGGCAGAGCUCUCAGGCACUUGAGAAGAGACCUUCUGAUAAGAAAAGAAGCUCUUCAAAUCCAUCUCCAGCUAAGAGGCCUAAGCUUUCAGAGCCUACUAGUCCAUUGAAUAUGGAGCAAGGCUCACGUACUGCUGCUACUCCAGAUAGCAAUCUGGAGGCAUUCAAGCGGUUGACACUUAACCAAGUAAUGGUUAAAGAAGAUAACUCAGAUAGUGAUGAUCAUAUCCCUAUUGCCUCGAGGAUGAGGUCAAAUAGAAAACCAUCAUCCGUGAACAAAGGGGUGAUGAAAGAUUUUAAAUCGUUAGAUGGGCAAAAGAAAUGGACAACACUCGAGCACAAUGGUGUUAUGUUUCCACCUCCAUAUAAAUGUCAUGGGGUUAAGAUCUUGUAUCAGGGAAAGCCAGUUUACUUAACUCCUGAACAAGAAGAGGUUGCCACUAUGUUUGCAAAGAUGAGAGAAACGGAAUAUUACAAUAAACCAUUGUUUAGAGAGAAUUUCUGGAAUGAUUGGGAGGAUAUACUUGGGAAGAACCAUGUGAUUAGAAAUUUAGAUGAUUGUGAUUUCAGUCCCAUAUAUGAAUGGUAUAUGCAGGACAUGGAGAUAAGGAAACAAAAGAGUAGAGAAGAGAAAAUAAUUUUGAAAGUGGAGAGACUGAAGCAGCAAGAAAAAUACAACUGGGCUGUUAUUGAUGGCGUCAAAGAGAUGGUUGUAAAUUUCAGAGUUGGACCUCCAGGCUUGUUUCGUGGCUGGGGAGACCAUCCCAACAUGGGGAAACUGAAAAGGCGGAUUCGUCCUUGUGAUGUUACUAUCAACAUCGGUAGAGAUGCACCUAUUCCAGAAUGCCCUAUCCCUGGUGAAAGAUGGAAAGAAGUUAAGCAUGACAAUACUGUCACAUGGCUUGCUUUCUGGGAUGAUCCUAUCAAUCCACAACAGAUCAUGUGUAUAUUCUUGCCAGCUAGCAGUUUGUUAAAGGGCCUUCGCACCAAAGAUAUUAGUAACAAGGAUGCAACAAAACAUGAAACAGAGGUUGCUACAUAUCUUAUAGACAAGCUAUCCCUUGGCGCUGGAAACGAGAAGGUCGCCAUCAAUUCUGACCCUGAUCAACGAACCGUCUCGGAAUCUCACGGACCACAAGUUGAGAGGAUGGCUGUGAAAAUAGAAGAACUAAGGGAGCAAAUAGAAGAGUUGGAUAUUGAUCUCGAAGAGACUGAGAAAGAAACUGUUGCAACUGAUGGGGAGUCAGAUUUUUUGAUAGUUGAGCCGGUCAACGCAACUGACAGUAAUGUUCCUGUAUUCACUGAGCCGGCUAUUAAACAUGCUGAUAAAAUGGCCUCGGAAGUUCCUAAAGAAACCGCUCUCUCACCUGAGGUUGAGCCUAUUCUUACACAAACUGCAUAUAAUAAAGAAUGA